AGAGGAAGGUGCGCUGCGCUGCUUCGGUUACACGAUACAGACUGCAACUAAAAAACAAAGCCAACAGAGAUCUCAUCUAGAUUCCACUCAUAAAACCUCUCUCGCGUCACUCCGGUUAACCGGAAUCUAAUUCUGGAACCGACAUUGCUUCCUUCAACGCCUGCAAACAGAUUCCGUUUCUCCUUCGAAUCGAUUUCGCGACUCUUCGAGUCGUUUCAGGAUCCGUAUGAUAAAUACACAAUUUAUUUGAACUAUAAACACACUGGCCUGAGUUUUUUCUAAUGAAGAGAUUCUAUGGAGGCCUUCUUGUUGCAUCAAUGUGUAUGUUCUUCACAGUGUACAGAUACAUCGAUUUGAAAACACCUAUUGAAAAGCCUUACAUAACCGCCACUAUCCUCACUGCCAACACCACACUCCCACUCGAAUGGCUCCGAAUCACCGUCCCUGACUUCAUGAACGAACCAAGAAACACUCAAGAACCACUCUCCGGCGACGAGAUCAUCACCGUCUCGACUCUGUUUCUCGAGCAUAACGGGACUAAAGAAGAGGGAGAGUCUUUGCUUACGUGGAACCGUCUCCAAAGCUUGGUUGAUAACGCACAGAGCUUAGCUAACGGAGUUGAUGCUAUCAAGGAAGCUGGGAUUGUUUGGGAGAGUCUUCUCUCAGAUGUUGAAGCCAACAAGAAGUUGGAUGAUGUGAAUGUAAUAAACCAAACGAGGAGAGGGAAAAAAGAGCUUUGUCCUCAGUUUCUUAGUAAAAUGAAUGCUACUGAAGAUGAUGGAUUGAAGAUCCCUUGUGGUUUGACUCAAGGCUCUUCUGUUACUGUUAUUGGCAUCCCUGAGGGUCUUGUUGGUAGCUUUAGGAUUGAUUUAACGGGACAACCGCUUCCAGGGGAGCCUGAUCCGCCUAUUAUUGUGCAUUACAAUGUUAGGCUGCUUGGUGAUAAGUGGACUGAGGAUCCUGUGAUUGUGCAGAAUAGUUGGACGGUGGGUCGUGAUUGGGGGGUUGAGGAACGGUGUCCGAAUUUUGAUCCUGAUUUGAAUAAAAAAGUUGAUGACUUGGAUCAGUGUGAUAAGGUGGUGGGUAGAGAAGUGAACAGAACUUCUUCCAGUGGUUUGCAGUCCAACGCUUCAAAGGGAGUUCCAGCAUCUAAACAUGAAAAGUAUUUUCCUUUUAAGCAAGGGUUUUUGUCUGUUGCUACACUUAGGGUGGGAACUGAAGGAAUGCAGAUGACAGUUGAUGGGAAACAUAUAACCUCUUUCGCUUUCCGUGAUACAUUGGAGCCAUGGCUUGUUAGUGAAGUAAGGAUUACAGGUGAUUUGAAGUUACUAUCCAUUCUUGCCAGCGGUUUACCCACAUCAGAAGAAUCUGAGCAUGUUGUUGAUCUUGAGGCACUGAAGGCACCUCCCCUUUCACCAUUAAGGCCAUUGGAUCUUGUUAUUGGCGUUUUCUCCACGGCUAACAAUUUUAAACGACGGAUGGCUGUGAGAAGAACAUGGAUGCAGUAUGAUGAUGUAAGGUCUGGAAGAGUUGCAGUACGCUUCUUUGUUGGCCUUCACAAAAGUCCUAUUGUAAACCUGGAACUGUGGAACGAGGCUAGGACUUACGGUGAUGUUCAGCUAAUGCCCUUUGUUGAUUACUACAGUCUCAUCAGCUGGAAAACACUAGCAAUCUGCAUCUUCGGGACAGAGGUUGACUCAGCCAAGUUUAUCAUGAAAACCGAUGAUGAUGCCUUUGUUCGUGUUGAUGAAAUAUUACUUUCUUUAUCAAUGAUCAACAACACUCGUGGGUUAAUAUAUGGACUGAUCAAUUCCGACUCUCAACCAAUUCGAAACCCUGAUAGCAAAUGGUACAUCAGUUACGAGGAAUGGCCAGAAGAGAAGUAUCCACCAUGGGCGCAUGGUCCAGGCUACAUUGUGUCCCGGGACAUAGCAGAGUCUGUGAGCAAGCUUUUCAAAGAAGGAAAUCUAAAGAUGUUCAAGCUAGAAGACGUGGCGAUGGGUAUAUGGAUCAAUGACCUGAGGAAACAUGGACUCGAGCCUCAUUACGAGAAUGAUGGAAGGAUCAUUAGUGAUGGAUGCAAAGACGGUUAUGUUGUUGCUCAUUACCAAAGCCCUGCCGAAAUGACUUGCCUCUGGCGUAAAUACCAAGAAACCAAACGGUCUCAUUGCUGCCGCGGUUGGUAAAAACGCACAUUUUUUUUCACGUCUGCGUCCACAGGUACAGAGAGAGAACGUGGUCUUGUCAGUUAAUUCUUUGUUGCAAAGCAUCUGAUUUGCUUUGUUAGUACAAAGUAGAUGAGAAGAUGAUGUAGUUUAGUUUUAGUUGUAUAUCUAAAUUUUCCGACGGGUGGCGUAGGGUCAUAGGAGCAUAUUAUUCUGUAUAUUUUCAC
Eruca vesicaria subsp. sativa (arugula) is the source of this 2392-nucleotide messenger RNA. The record is from the annotation of a GenBank genome assembly. Lineage: Eukaryota; Viridiplantae; Streptophyta; Magnoliopsida; Brassicales; Brassicaceae.